CACACUGUGUUCGCUGUGUGUUUUUUUUCCGGAAAAAAGCAAAAAGAAAACACAAAACCGAAAGUAAAAUGUGAACAAGUACGGCGUACUCGGGUGGUGCUCCUCCGUCUUCACUUUGACAUCCUCGCGAAGAGCUCUUGACGGCGUGGCACUCGCCGAUGGUCUGGCUGGCUGGCGACGCGAGCAGAUCGGACGUCUUGUGCUGCGCAGCUGACUGACUGGGCGGGUCGGGCGGCGCUGGCGAGCUUCUGACUGCUUGGGCGCGAGCGUUGAGUGCGCGCGUACAUCCACCAAAGCGGGAAACCUGCGAGCUCAGGUGCUUCGCGACUGGCAGCCGGCGGCUCGACGCUGACUCCUCCUUCCUUCAUCCCCGGGGGUCUAUUGCUGACUUUCGUGUUCUCCAUCUGCAGAAGGAGGAAAUAAGUGUGAAGUGUCUCGGAACAUGGCGGCAGGCAAGAAUAUGGGCCUUUUGCGUUGGCUCUGCAGGCGUACCUGCCUGAGUCGGAAUCUCUGCUGGCACCUUGGCUUUUCGAGGAGUGCGGGUCAUCUACGGGGCGCGUAUGGCAUGCCGAGUACGCAGAUGCCUGGCAGCUGCGCGUCGCGCAGUUACACACAGCUCAAGAAACUUUCCGAGCAGGACCCGGACGCUUUCUGGGGUUCGCUGGCCAAGGACGGCUUACUGUGGAGCAAACCGUUCGAGCAGGUCCGAAACUGCGACUUCACCACGGGCAAAAUUAACUGGUUUGUUGGAGGCGAGCUCAAUGUCACCGCAAAUUGUGUGGAUCAGCAUGCCAACAAGACACCAGACAGAGUGGCAUUGAUUUGGGAAAGAGAUGAGCCUGGCACAGAGGUGAAAAUUACAUAUAAGCAGCUGCUUGAAUCAACAUGUCGUCUUGCCAACACUUUGCGAAGACAUGGUGUGAAGAAAGGUGAUCGAGUUGCCAUCUACAUACCUGUAUCCCCAUUGGCUGUGAUAGCCAUGUUAGCAUGUGCCAGGAUUGGUGCCGUGCACACAGUAGUCUUUGCUGGGUUCAGUGCUGAAGCUCUAGCUGGGAGGAUUCAAGAUGCUAAGUGUAAAGCGGUUAUUACUUGUAACCAAGGAUUGAGAGGAGGUAAAAUAAUAGAACUGAAGAAAACUGUAGAUGAAGCCGUACUAACAUGCCCGACGGUUAAAUAUGUGUUUGUGGGCAACAGAACGGAAAACAAAGUCCCAAUGGGCAAAAUUGAUAUUCAACUUGAAGAUGAAAUGGCGAAAGAGUCACCAGUUUGCCCACCAGAAGCCUUGGGUAGUGAAGAUAUGCUUUUCAUGCUGUACACUUCAGGAAGCACAGGCAAACCUAAAGGAAUUGUUCAUACCCAGGCUGGCUAUCUGCUUUUUGCUGCCACCACGCACAAGCAUGUCUUUGACUACAAUCAAGGGGAUGUAUUUGGUUGUGUAGCAGACAUAGGCUGGAUUACUGGACACAGUUAUGUUGUCUAUGGGCCACUCUGCAAUGGUGCCACAACCGUGUUGUUUGAAAGCACUCCUGUUUAUCCUGAUCCAGGGCGAUACUGGGAGAUGGUGCAGAGGUUGCAGAUUAACCAGUUUUAUGGAGCCCCAACAGCUAUCCGACUGUUGUUGAAGUAUGGAGACAGCUGGGUAAAGAAGUAUGACAGAUCAUCUUUGAGAACACUUGGAAGUGUUGGUGAACCUAUCAAUAAUGAAGCUUGGGAAUGGUACUACAAUGUCGUUGGAGAAGGGAGAUGUAAACUUGUGGAUACCUGGUGGCAGACAGAGACAGGUGGAAUCUGCAUUUCUCCCAGACCUUCAGAAGAAGAAGCAGAAAUUAUCCCUUGCAUGGCAAUGAGACCAUUUUUUGGGAUUGAUCCCGUGUUAAUGGAUGACAGGGGAAAUCUAGUAAUGGGAAAUGAUGUAUCAGGUGCAUUGUGCAUUAGCCAGCCAUGGCCGGGUAUGGCAAGAACUAUAUAUGGGGACCAUGAAAGAUUUGUUGAUGCAUAUUUCAAACCUUAUCCUGGUUACUAUUUUACUGGUGAUGGUGCAUACAGAUCUAAUGAGGGAUAUUAUCAGAUCACAGGCCGUAUGGAUGAUGUCAUUAAUAUUAGUGGGCACCGACUUGGUACAGCUGAAAUUGAAGACGCCUUGGAUGAACAUCCUGAUGUUCCUGAAACAGCAGUAAUUGGCUUCCCUCAUGAUAUUAAAGGAGAAGCUGCAUUUGCAUUCAUUGUUUUAAAAGAUAACAUCAAACACACAGAACAGGAGAUUAUUGAAGAGCUCAAAAGAACUGUCGCCUCUAAAAUAGCUAAAUAUGCAGUUCCUGAUCACAUUUUGAUUGUAAAGAGGCUUCCAAAGACACGUUCUGGAAAAAUCAUGAGGAGAGUCCUACGCAAAAUUGCUACUAAUGACAUUACUGGGUUUGGAGACACAACCACCUUGGAUGAUCCAGGUGUGAUCACAGAGAUCGUGGAAGCUCUUGAAAAGUACAAAAACAACAGUUGUACCGGUGUUUAAAGAAGUGCCUGCUUUAUAUAAAUAUGUAAUAUACCUGUGAAGCCAUACGCAUACUGUGCACACAAUGCCAAAGAGAUACCUGUAAUGUACAGAAUGUCGUCUUAUACUAACUCGUUCCCUUACUAAUUGUACAUUUUAUCAAACUGUGACUUUUUUUACAUUUGUUAUUUUGUUACACUUACUUAAAACUGUUUUCAUCAGACGA
This is a messenger RNA of Polypterus senegalus (gray bichir), 2714 nucleotides long. RefSeq names its product acetyl-coenzyme A synthetase 2-like, mitochondrial. The transcript is spliced from 14 exons. Gene Ontology annotation, molecular function: AMP binding; acetyl-CoA synthetase activity. Gene Ontology annotation, cellular component: mitochondrion. The record is from RefSeq and is a predicted model, not a curated record. Lineage: Eukaryota; Metazoa; Chordata; Cladistia; Polypteriformes; Polypteridae. The coding region runs from base 443 to 2509 and encodes 688 amino acids.